Penicillium riverlandense is the source of this 978-nucleotide messenger RNA. RefSeq lists its product as uncharacterized. Lineage: Eukaryota; Fungi; Ascomycota; Eurotiomycetes; Eurotiales; Aspergillaceae. Gene Ontology annotation, biological process: lipid metabolic process. The coding region runs from base 1 to 978 and encodes 325 amino acids. The record is from RefSeq and is a predicted model, not a curated record. Gene Ontology annotation, molecular function: phosphoric diester hydrolase activity. The transcript is spliced from 2 exons.
AUGUCUCCGAACUAUACCCGACUGACGGGAGCCCUGCUCAGCGGGUUUCUGCUCCUGCAACCCGCCUCAGCAGUGCCAGGCCGGAUGUACCCCAGAGCAUCGUCCACGUCGUCAGCAUCACCUUCCCCGUCCGCAACUGGGGUCUGCAACGGCAACGCCGACUUCUGUAACCGGCCCUACUCAAAUAUGACCUUCGUGGGCUCGCACGACUCGCCCUUCGUUGGAUCCCUGCCGCAGCAGAACCAGAAUAUCAACAUUACCGCGCAGCUAGACAUGGGCAUCCGGUACCUGCAAGCCCAAACCCACCACUCCAUCACUGAUGAUAGCGUCCUGGAGCUGUGCCACACCUCCUGCUGGCUCGAGGAUGCAGGCACGCUGCAGUCGUACCUGGAGACCCUCAAGAGCUGGCUCGAUGCGAACCCGAACGAUGUCCUGACCCUCCUCUUGACGAAUGGUGAUAAUGUCGACAUCUCCGAGUUUGGGGAUACCUUCUCCGCCGCCGGGUUGGACAGCUACGCUUUUGUGCCCGCGGCCGCUGGUGAUACGCUUGGUAUCAGUGAUUGGCCAACUCUAGGAAGUAUUAUCUCGGGAGGAAAGCGACUAGUUGUGUUCCUGGACUACGGCGCCGACACAAACACGGUAAAUUACAUCAACGAUGAGUUCGCCUACUACUUCGAGACGCCCUACGACGUGACCGACUCUUCCUUCUCGAACUGCAGCAUCGACCGACCACCCGGUGCAUCUUCUGAAGGUCGCAUGUAUAUUAUAAAUCACUUCUUAGAUGUCGACAUCGCCGGCGCUGAUAUCCCGGACCGCGGCGCUGCUGCCCACACCAACGCCGCGUCAGGCGAUGGUAGUAUCGGAGCUAAUGCUGCUGAGUGCGAGGGGUUGUAUGGCCGUGCGCCGAAUGUUGUGCUGUGUGACUUUGUGGAUAAGGGGCAGCUGAUGCAGGCCCAGUCAAAUAUGGAUAGCCUUUGA